Molecule: messenger RNA, 1574 nt
Organism: Quercus lobata
Lineage: Eukaryota; Viridiplantae; Streptophyta; Magnoliopsida; Fagales; Fagaceae
Product: B3 domain-containing protein Os01g0234100-like
Exons: 7
Coding region: 158-1459 (433 amino acids)
Molecular function (GO): DNA binding
Source: RefSeq, a predicted model, not a curated record
AGUGGAGAAAACAGCAGAACAACAGCAAGUCAGCAAUGCUGAGGCCUUGAGCAUCUCAUCCAUAACAACAAAAAGUAAAGUAAAAUUCAGAGGAGAGAGCCAACCUCACAUGGAUGACAAAAAUUAAGCAGAGGAAAGCUGGCCCACCGACUCAAAGAUGUCCCUGACCCAUGAGAAGCGUUUGGAUUCUGAGGGUGGAAGUGGAACUGAACUAGUGUUAUCUGUUGUUCCAUGUAAGCCCCGGAGCUUUAAUGAAAAUGGAGCCAUGGUUGAGUUCUUAUACCACAGCAUGGAAGCCAAGUCUUCUGCCUUGAAGCAAGCAAUGGAGGUUCAAGCUAGUUUGCCAGCGGAAUCUCCUAGUUUUAUCAAGACUUUGGUAAGGUCAAAUGUUACUGGUGGCUAUUGGCUGCGUCUUCCAGCACAAUUCUGCAAAAUGCAUUUGCCAAGGCAUGAUAUAAUAGUUAUUUUGGAAGAUGAAAGUAGGGAAGAGUACAAAACAAAGUAUAUUGCAGAAAAUGCAGCAUUGAGUUCUGGAUGGAGAAGGUUUUCAAUUGCGCACAAAUUAUGCCAAGAUGAUGUUCUGGUUUUCCAAUUGGUUGGGACUUUCAAGUUCAAGGUGUACAUGGUGAGACUGAAUGGUUUAGCUGGAGUAGAUGGGCUUUUUGGCCCUCCAAAUUUAGAUGCUUGUGCAAGAGGAAAUGAUUAUGACAUGAAGAUCAAAAUUUACAAAGACACUACGUAUUUCAACCGUGUUAUGCAAGACAUUUUUGGAGAGACUAUUCAAAUAAACAACCUGAAGGAUUUAGAUACUACUACUAGUUUUGGGAAUGCAGCAAAUCAGUAUGAAAAUGGCAGGAAAAAUCUUGCCUCAGAUGUUCUGUGUGGUCUAAGACUUACAGGGUCAAUUGCUAAUUUUAAAGAAGUUAAUAGCAUCAGCAGUUUCACCAUACUUGUGAAUGGCGAAACCAUAGACUCCCAGUUCUCAGAUUACCAGAGGGUUAAGUAUUAUGAUCUCUGCUGUUCUCAGAAUUCAUUUCUGCAUGACAAUCUGCGCAAAAAUAUUAAUAGCAAGUUGGCUGCUGAAAUAAUUUCUGAGACUAUCAACAUUGUGGAUGCCAUUAGAGGUUGUGAACUUUUGACCCCUCUAGCUGAUUUUGAAGAUUGGGAUAAUACUUUGAAAGGCUUUGAGCUAUUGGGCAUGAAUGUUCAGUUCUUACAUGCUCGAGUGGCUCGGCUGAUGAGCAUUGCUAUGGAAGCAGCGGCAGUCAAGGACCCUCAGAGGAAAUCAAAAGUUAGACUAGAGCAAGCUCAUGCAGAAGAAGAAAUGGAUUUUCUCAAAUUGAAGCUCUCGAAAUUAAAGAAUACCAAAGAAAGACUUGACGAUGAGAUUGAGGCUUUGAAGGUGAAUGUGGUGAGGCAUGAGAUUGUGUUUCAAGAAGUAGUUAAUGCUCCAUGGUGAGAAGGUGCUUUUGAAGUUAUAUGUGUAUGUAUGGUUUUUUAGUGGAACUUGUUAGCUUAUGUCACAGGAAGAGAUUAACGAAUCCAAGCAAUGAGAGGUAUCUCUAAUGUCUCUA